Messenger RNA from Helicoverpa armigera (cotton bollworm), 2548 nucleotides. Its product is annotated as phospholipid phosphatase 3. Gene Ontology annotation, cellular component: plasma membrane. Gene Ontology annotation, molecular function: phosphatidate phosphatase activity. Bases 385 to 1179 code for a protein of 264 amino acids. The transcript has 6 exons. The record is from RefSeq and is a predicted model, not a curated record. Gene Ontology annotation, biological process: signal transduction; phospholipid dephosphorylation; phospholipid metabolic process. Lineage: Eukaryota; Metazoa; Arthropoda; Insecta; Lepidoptera; Noctuidae.
GGUGAAUGUCAGAUUUUUAAUUUCGUUCUCUCGCGUUCGCACCGAGUGACGAAUGACGAUUCCCCGGACUGUUUAUAAUUUAUUUCCUGCCGAUUAACAGUAAAAAAAUCGGCAUAAUACUGUCUUUAUUUUAUCAAAAACAUCAACUUUGAGGUCACAAUCAGUAGUCAGAUAAGACAGACUCAUUUUCCUGUGCCAAAUAGGAAGAAAGUAUAGUGUUUUCUAAGCGCGCUUCUAAUAAAAUUACGCUCAAUAUACUUAAUCAAUCACUGAAAAAUGAGAACUGAUUAAUGCGAUUUUUCCGCACGUGAAAACCGACGUAACAAGUGGUAACAAGACUGUGUUCAAAUUGAUUGAAGACGUCGUGUUUAUAAAUUGAAGAAAAUGGAUAAAAUUAAGUUAUUGUGGUCAAAAACCAACCGGUGGCAUAGAGGUUUCUUCGUCUUCCUGCUAGUAGAAUUGCGAGUGUUCCCGGAACGUCAGCUGGGAUUCCAGUGCAAUGACCCCGCGCUGUCACAUCCUUUCACGGGAGAUACCAUCAGUUGGAAGCUGCUGUUGGCUACCACUGUUAUACUGCCUUUAGUUGUUAUGCUUCUAGUAGAAAGGAAAUACCACAAUGACAAGUCAGGGAAGUCAAAGCAAGCUAUGUUCUGGUUCAAGGAGUACUUAUUUGGACUGCUCGUCAAUCUUGGGACCGUGCAGACUUUGAAGCUCCUCGUGGGGUCCCCUAGACCCCACUUCUUUGAUACUUGCAGCCCUAAGGAAGCUCUCACUUGUCAAGGGACAGAAUACGUACCAAAAUACACAUGUACGAAGGCGCACUGGAUCAGCCAAUCAGACAAGAGUUUUCCGUCCGGACACACGUCGCUAGCCGUUCAUACGGCGAUAUUUCUCGCUUACUACCUAUACCGACGUACAAUAACUCGCAGCAACAAGAUACUACUGCUACAAGUGGUGCUGCUGUUAUCUGCAGCCGUGUGUAGCGUGUCUCGCAUGUGGGACCACAGGCAUCACUGGUGGGACGUGCUCGCUGGCGCCACUAUAGCCAUACCCGUGCUGCUCUACACUAUUUAUUCCUUGUGUGAUAACUUCAACUGCAAGAUGGCGGCCGUCGACUGCCCAUCCAAAGAGGAAUCUGAUGUUGUCGAUACGCCGCUUGUAAGCCCCAAAGAGACGUAGUCAAUUAUUUAUUACAAGUAAAACUAUAUUAAGUAAUAACGCUAGUUUAGAAAAAAACAAGCACCCUAAUUCGCAAAAAUUGUUAAGUUUUUGUAUUUUUUUCUAAGCAUAUGAGUAUGAUUUGCUGCAUUAUAAAAAACUUUCCAGAUAGUUGUGACUACGCAAUGUAUAUCAUUGAAUUCUCAAAAUGAAAGUUUUUUUUAAUUUGAUUAGGGUGCUUGGUUUUUUAAACUAAUACAUCUGAAACAUUACCAGUACAUAUUGAAAGGGUAUGCCUAAACUUUCAGUGAUCUUCAUACUUAAAGAUACCAGUUUUGACAGUCUGUGUAUUUUUGUGAUAAAAUAUCAUAGUUACAUGAAAUAGUUUUUAUUUGUGGGACGUUAACAAAAUUAGGGAUAUGGCUAUGUCGCAAAAAUAUUUUUUUAUCAGAAUGGGUCUUUGAAACUUGGUCUGGCAAAAAAAUUGUGAGUUUUCCACUACAGACUUUCAGUUAUCAAGGGAAUUUGGAAUAUCAAUGAGUCGUUUUAAACCGAAAACGUUGAUUUUUGACAGUGUGUAAUGCUGGUCAUUGCCUCCAUUAGUCCAAUUUAAUUUAUAUUUUUAGACCAAUUUAUUUAUUUUUAUUUCUAAGCUUAAACGGUAUUAUUUUGUGAUUUCAAAACCUGGUUUUUAGAGAUUAGUGUAUUAAAUACAUUAAAUGUAUGGGGACGUAUAUGUAUAGUGAGUUUUUAGAGUGCAAUUUGUGUUACGUGGUUAAAGCAAGUAGUUACGUAAAUGCUUCAUUGUGCACAUUACACAUUAUUAUAUGUAUCAUUAUAUAGUUCAUCAUUAUGUAUUAAGUAGUAACUUAAAAUUAUAUUCAUUACUGGAUUGUGUGACUCUGAGUCACGCUCACGACAAAAUGGUUAUCUGAAUAAUACCAGACGAUUAUGUAUAUUCAAAAACUACAAAUAAUCUUAGACUACAGUAGUAUAUGUAGGUAUGUUAGAUUAAUGAAUAUUUUCUCACGGUUAACCAUUUAACAUUUCAUUAUAAAAAAUGUGAUAAAUAAAAUAAAAGAUUGACCCGUUUGACUGCUAACAGUAGUUUUCACGAUAGAAGUUAGCCUGUAUCGAAUAACGACAAAAAAAUAUAAUAAUGCUGCUUCGAAAGGUAAAUUACAUAAUAAUGAAUAAUAUUUAAUAGUGUGACAUGAUCAUGCAAGCGCCUUUACUAUAUUAUAAGUGAAAAUGCAAUAACUUGUACCAAUUGUGAACUACACCAAAUAGUACAUUGUAUAUUGACUAAGAGAAACUAAUGUUUAUUUUGUAUGAGAUGUAUUUUUAUUUAUUUUUUAUCAUGCAUGUAUUAAAAGUGGUUUAUUUUUAA